UAUCACUGUCGUAGUAGAUAUGGCUACGAACAAUCAUUUGUUUGCUCUAGCAUUUAGCGCACUGCUAUUCAGUCAAGUAAUACUUAGGGUUCCGUCACAAGAAACUUGUUUCCGAUCAGCUGUGGAAGAGAGCAACCUGCCUACUGUUAAUAAUAGACGGAAAGCACCAUGAUCUUCCAUCCACCUUCAUGGCUACCGGCGAUUGCACAAAACCUGACCGAGUUGGGCACGAUAAGUGACUUUGUGCUUCGUGGGCCGCCAGGUGUUGCUUCCGAGUCUGAACUUGAGCCACCCGUUCUCACCUCUGCGGAUGCGCAGAAAUCGAAAACACCUCGCCAGAUCGCUAAGGAUGUUGAAGAAUUAGCUGCUGGCCUCGCUCACGACUUGCAAUGGUCGCCCAAUGUGGAUUUACCAGGGGGUAAGGUCGUCGCAAUUUUGUCCGAGAAUACGCUUGAUUAUCUGACCUACUGUUGGGCCAUCCAACGUGUGGGAGGCACGUGUCUUCUUCUACAUGCAACCACUUCACCAGAGGAGAAUGCGAAACACCUGAGACAUAGUAAUUGCAAUGUCCUUAUUACAUCUCCAUCAUUGCUUGACUCGGGUCGUGCUGCAACAGCUAUUGCCAACGAAUCCGGGCGGCGGUUGUAUUUGACUGAGCCCGUGACCAGCGCGAAAACCAACGGCACUAAUGAAACCAAUAGCCCCAAUGGCACCAAGGAGAAGUUGAAGACUAUAAAUGAGUUGCUAGCACUUGGCAGUUCCAUAGAUCAUCUCCCAGUGUCCGAUUGGUCCUCGAAAGAGUCCAAGUCUAAGAUCGCAUAUCUGUGUCCGACGAGCGGAACAUCUGGAGUUCAGAAACUUGCCCGCUUAACGCACGUUAGCAUCAUCGCCAACAUCCUACAGCUAGUCGCACUAGAGCGCAUAUCCCGCCAUCGCGAUGUUGAGGUAGUGCUAGGCGUUUUGCCUAUGAGUCAUGUCCAAGGCAUAGUCGCAUCGCACACGUCCAUAUACGUACGGGAUCAUUUCAUUUUGCAUACAAAAUUCGACAUGAAGGAAACUCUGGCGUCUAUCCAGACUCACCGCAUUAACAGACUUUACUUGGUACCCUCGGUGCUCUCCACCCUAAUCGGCAAUCCGUUUCUAUUCAAGGCUUUUGACUUGUCGUCGGUUGAUACUAUCUAUGUAGGCGCUGGUAGCGUGACCGCUGAAUUAUAUGCCAAAACAAAAGCGGUACAGCCAGGCUGGAACAUGGUCACCGGUUACGGCUUAACGGAAAGUCCGGCAGCCGUCGCCAUGAGUAGCCCGCACGAAUACAUCCCUGGCUCAGUUGGCGUAUUGCUACCAUCGUAUAAAGCACGUCUGUGUCGGGAAGAUGGCAGUGAGGUGGAGUCCUUUGACGUACCUGGUGAGUUGCUACUAGCGUCGCCUAAUCAGGCAGAUGGCUACCUUGGUGACGACGACGGAAAGGCAGCUACAUUCAGAGAGGGCUGGCUGCACACUGGCGACAUGGCUCUGUUUCGUAGGAGCCCUGAAGGCGAUGCGCAUUUGUGCAUUGUUGAUAGACUGAGAGAUAUGAUAAAGGUCAAAGGCAUGCAGGUUGCGCCCGUUACCAUUGAAGAAUGCCUGCGGCAGCACCCUAGUGUAGCCGAUGUAGCUGUCAUUGGAGUGCCCGAUGACUUGUUCGGGGAGCGACCAAAGGCAUUCGUCAUGCGCCCAAAACAAGUCGACCAAGGCGCCGACUUAAUUGAUCCGGAUGAGCUUUUUGACCAAUUGGAUGACUUCAUCGAGAGCAAGCUGACAGAGUCACACUGGAUACGUGGAAGAUAUGAGAUUCUUGAAAUGCUUCCUCGCAACACGUCAGGCAAGGUAUCCAAGGGUGUACUACGAAUGAGGGGGUAAGGUUCAUCCACAUAUUGCGCUGUAUUGCUAGUGGGUUGGAAAUUGCAUUGUGUCACCUUGCGCGGGACUUUAGACUCUGACAAAC
Messenger RNA from Truncatella angustata, 1984 nucleotides. Its product is annotated as putative amp dependent CoA ligase. NCBI's taxonomy places the organism in Eukaryota, Fungi, Ascomycota, Sordariomycetes, Amphisphaeriales, Sporocadaceae. The coding region runs from base 169 to 1899 and encodes 576 amino acids. The record is from RefSeq and is a predicted model, not a curated record. The transcript is spliced from 6 exons. Gene Ontology annotation, molecular function: CoA-ligase activity.